Messenger RNA from Micromonas pusilla CCMP1545, 366 nucleotides. It is a transcript of the gene CSD, whose product is annotated as cold-shock DNA binding protein. Gene Ontology annotation, molecular function: nucleic acid binding. Lineage: Eukaryota; Viridiplantae; Chlorophyta; Mamiellophyceae; Mamiellales; Mamiellaceae. The record is from RefSeq and is a predicted model, not a curated record. Bases 1 to 366 code for a protein of 121 amino acids. The transcript has 3 exons.
AUGACGAAAACGACCGGCAAGGUGAAGUGGUUCAACACCCAGAAAGGGUUCGGGUUCAUCACCCCUGACGACGGCAGCGAGGAAAUAUUCGUGCAUCAGUCCGCGAUUCACGCGGAGGGUUUCCGCUCCCUGCGCGAGGAAGAGCCGGUCGAGUACACGGUCGAGAAGAGCGACGACGGCCGCGCGAAAGCCGUCGAGGUCACCGGCCCGGACGGCGCGCACGUUCAGGGCGCGCCGAGACGCGCGGCGCACGGCGGGCGCGGCGGUCGCGGCCGCGGACGCGGCGGCGGGCGCGGACGCGGCGGGAAGAAGGCGGCGGAAGGCGAAGAAGGCGGCGGCGACGCGCCCGCGGCGGAGGCGGAGUAG